AUGACGAAGAUGGCCAACAACGACAGCAGUUUCAAACGUGAUGAUACUCCAGCUACCGUUGAUCUGGCUCGUCCCGAUUCAAGAUCGGAGCUCACUCUGUUGAAAGCUUCUGAAUCAAGUAGUAGUAUGUCGAACAAUCAUCAAUCACCAGCUGUUUCCCAUGUAGAUGCUGGUUCUGAGGUCACUCCUGAGCAGCACGUUGACAAAGGCAAGAAGGCUGAAGCGGCGGAAGCCACUACGAAGCCGAUGAAGACCACCGCAGAUCGGCAGACUGAAGAGAAAGAGUCGCAGAAGAAAGGUCCGGCUGACGAGGGACUUGUGAAAGAAAGUCCGGCUGAUGAAGGGCUUGUGAAAGAAAGAGAACAACACACAGGAGAGAAGGACUUGCAGAAAGAAAGCUCAAGCGAUAAAGGACAUUCUGUGGAGAAAACAUGUCGGCAGAUUGGCGAGGAGUUGAACAAAGAAGGCUCGACCGAUGAAAGAGUUGCUGAGGAGAAGACAGCUGUACGGCGAGUUCGUACACUAUCAGAUCAUGGCCAACGCGAGAAAAAUUUUCCGAUUUUCGAUCAGAAUUUACAUGAUAUAUGGAGCUUUAAUGGGUUUAAUCCUAUUGUGAGUUUAUUGUGUUAG
Molecule: messenger RNA, 630 nt
Organism: Cooperia oncophora
Lineage: Eukaryota; Metazoa; Nematoda; Chromadorea; Rhabditida; Trichostrongylidae
Source: the annotation of a GenBank genome assembly